Molecule: messenger RNA, 675 nt
Organism: Osmia lignaria (orchard mason bee)
Lineage: Eukaryota; Metazoa; Arthropoda; Insecta; Hymenoptera; Megachilidae
Product: thymidylate kinase
Biological process (GO): dTTP biosynthetic process; dUDP biosynthetic process; dTDP biosynthetic process
Cellular component (GO): nucleus; cytoplasm; cytosol
Molecular function (GO): dTMP kinase activity; nucleoside diphosphate kinase activity; ATP binding
Source: RefSeq, a predicted model, not a curated record
UCAACGAAUAAGUAGUUUUAUGAAAUAGAUAAAAUGCCGGUAGGACGUGGUGCUUUAAUAGUUUUCGAAGGAUGCGACAGAGCAGGAAAAUCUACUCAAGUAAAAAUGUUAAUAGAAGCUUUGAAGAAGCGAAGCAUUCCUACAGAAGCGCGAGCUUUUCCAGAUAGAACCACUCCUAUUGGAACAUUGAUAAAUAAUUUCUUAUCUAAGAAACAAGAAUUUUCUCCUGAAACAGCACAUUUGUUAUUUUCUGCAAACAGAUGGGAAUGUAAAGAAGAUAUUUUAAAUAGCUUAUACAAUGGUACUACUGUUGUCAUUGAUAGAUAUGCAGCUUCAGGUGCUGCUUAUACAUCAGCCAUAAGUGGCAGAUGUUUAAAUUUUUGUAAAACACCUGAUAAAGGAUUACCUUCUCCAGAUCUUGUUAUACUACUUAAGAUUUCAGAGGAAUCUCAAUCUACACGUAGUAACUGGGGUAAUGAACGUUAUGAAUAUAGCAAGCUUCAACAGAGUGUUGCUAUAAACUAUGAAAAACUGAUAGAGCAAUCAUGGAGUGUUAUAGAUGCUAAUCAAGAAAAAUCAACAAUACAUUCUCAAGUACUGCAACAGGUACUAGAUACUAUAGAAAAAGUUAAAAGUUUACCCAUAGAAAAGUUAUAUACAGCACAAAAUUGAAAA